CCAAAAUGCUUUCACAAAUACACACACGCACACAGACACAAACAGCUUAGGGCUGCUCCUGGUGCUCAGCUGAUAAACUUUUUCACAUGCAUUCGAUUCUUUAUCUGUACUCCAGCUGCUAUUUUUCUGCAUCUAUGCUUCUGUAGGCUGUAGGUGCUGUGUACAUAUCAUAUCCAACAGUGUAUGUGGGGGAGAGAAUAAGAGAACAAGACAAAAAAGAAAAGGGGAGGGUGAAACAUAUACAUGUGUGCAUCUAAGAAGCAACUAAUCUCAGAAGCAUUAACUUUGUUGUUAGCUGUCAUUCUUCAGCACAUAGCCACACACAGACACACGUAUGGCUGGCUUGCUGUGGGAAGGGCUUACAGAGCACAAACUGUACACAAAACAUACUUAAAGCUAACACACAUUUAACUUAAUGCACACUUUAGGGAAAGUGCUGUCUUUUCUUGUACUUUUGCAGAACAGGCCAAGCAGGAGCAGGUGGGUGGGCUUUAGGAUCCUCAUACCUCCUCCCCUUCAUUCCCCAUAACCAAUCAGGACCUCAGCCACUACAGCUGACCCCCCCUAUUCCCUACCCAAUCAGUUCACUGCAUCUGCUUCCCCCCCUUCUCUCUCUUUUUCUUUUCCCCUGUAUGCCUUCACUGCUGAGUGAGCAAAGCAUGCCUCACUCUAUCAGCUGAGAGGAAAGCAACAGCAAGAAAACACACAUCGAGACAGAGGGGUAAGACAGCGAUAUAGUAAUAACAGGAGAGGCAAAAGGAAAGACAGAAAGGAGGAAGGAAGCAAAGAGAGACGAGAAGGCAGCCUGACCCAGUGGAAGACAGCAGUGUCACCUAUCCAGCCACCAGACGAAAUAGAGGAAGGAAGGAGAGUCAGAGUGAGACGGAGAGAUAAAGCUCAUCUUUCUGACAGGGGAUUCUGAGUGGAAUGAUCCAAUCAUGAUGCCACAACCAUGUCCCAUCUCAUGCCCAGGUGACCAUAGAGGGAGUACCUGGCCAUCAGCCAAUCUUAGGGGCAGUGCCAACAGAAUUAUUACCAACUUGGAUUCAGAGGUGUUUCCUCUCAAGAGUCUCCUGCAAAACUGACACUCUGCCCUUGCUGGGUUGAGCUUUCUGCCCACCUCCUUUGGUUCUGCUCCUUCUGGAGCCCUUCCUGUUUCCUUAUUACCUGGGUUGGGAUGUUUUGUGGCAGCUGCCAUGGAGAUGGAUGAGUUCCUUUAGUCGGCUGAUUAGACACAGCUUUCAGAUGUUGCACCAGAGACGGCUUAUAUUAGACCAGGACGUGCAAAAAGGUGGUGUGUGGUUCAGUUUGUUGGUUCACAAGCUUUGGUGACAUCACAACAGGAUCUAUAGGACGUCCUCUUCCUGUGAAACAACUUGAUCUGCCUGAUGGUAUUUGUGAGGACCUACUUGACAAAAGUACAUUAAGACUCAAAUCCUGCAGAAUAACCAUGCGGCACAUUCACGUGGAGUUAGCCCACAAAAAGCCUCCACUAGAGCUUCCAGCACAGGAGGGGGAUCUGCCUCCUUCUGCUCCCCCAUCACAGGGCCUAGAUCCUGCAGUCAGAGCAGGGACACCAAGGCACUUUGGCCAAGAGGAGUUGCGACUCCAAAAGGUUUACCAGCUCUCCAUUUUCUCCCAGAUGGGGGGAUUUUCUACCUCCACAGGUUCACACACUGAUGCCCAACAGAGGCCGGUCCGUUUAGGUGUGAAAAGGGGGUUAGAAGAGCCUCAGUUGACUCACAAGCGCUCCCACAUUGAGGACUCCUCAGACAGCGAUGUGCUGGAGGGAGGGGUAUUGUGUGGGCCAGCCCAAGCUCAAGGAGUUGGGUUGGGAUCAGCAGCUGGGCCAUGUGAGCCUGGUUCCCCAUAUUCUUGCAUGCAAUUGGAGCACAGAGACUGUGAGGGUGGACUGUCACCCAGGUCUCCACCCCUCUCCCCAAGCCACAAUCCCUCCCGACGCCCAGCACAGCACAAUCACGAUAGGCCCAUUCCUGAUGCAUUUGCUCCUCUCUCACCUAAAUCCUCUCCGAUGUGUGACCCACAUGGGCAUAUCUGUGACCAGAGUCAUGCCCUCGGAAGUUUAGCCAGAACAGAAACAGCUAGUGGGGGCCGCACACCAACCCACUCACUCGGUAGCCCUGGACAUGAAGGCUAUAGUAAUGGCUCAUCUGGAGGCCAACCUAGCCCCCACUUAUGUGAGUUGUCAACAUAUGAAAGUCCUAAUCCUGCCAGUCCAACUAGUCCGCCAGGUCCUUUCUCCCCCCCACACCAUACAGAGCUGCAGGAACCAGGGGAGGCCACCGAAUGGGACAUUGGGCUUGAAUCUUCUCCACCUGUGCGAAGUGCUACCCAGGCUGCCACCUCUUCUAAUGGCCUGGCGUCCUGGGAGAAAACUCCCACCAGUAAUGGGCACCGUAUAUUCUCUGGAGGCCACUGGCCAGCCAAAAAGAGGCUGUUGUCUCCGAGUGAUGCAGGGGAGUCGUGCUCAGAGGAUGAAGGACCUUCUACAUCUAAGAGAAGCAGGCUAUCGUUGCUGACUUCAGGACUUGGUCCAGCUUCAUGUCGUAGCACUGAUGCUAAAGCUGCCCCAUAUUGGAACCACCUGCUGCCUACAUCUCGGGACAGGCCUAAGACUGCCACAGACUGCACAAGAACAGGGAGACGACUAAAGAAUGGGCUGCGGUUGAAAAGUCGGCAGCUGCGCAGCAGCAGGCAGACCGACACCGGCCGCUCCACGCGUUCCAGCUGGCCCUCGUCUUCUAUCAGCAGAUCACUGCUUGGCAACUUUGAGGAGUCCAUACUGAAGGGCCGAUUCUCCCCGUCAGGACAGAUUGAAGGUUUCACGGCAGAGAUCGGUGCCAGCGGCUCCUACUGCCCACAGCACGCCACCCUGCCGGUGCAGGUUACAUACUACGACAUCUCAGAGCACAGCGCACCUUCACCCUUUUUGGGGGUGAUAUCCCUCGAGCCUCUUGGAAAGAAAGGAUACAGCAUACCCAAAGCAGGGACCAUUCAAGUGACCUUAUUUAAUCCCAAUAAAACUGUGGUGAAGAUGUUCCUGGUGACUUACAACUUUGGCGAUAUGCCUAUCAAUCACAUGACCUUCCUACGCCACCGCAUCUUCCUGGUGCCAGUAGAGGAGAGCACUGAGGGAAAAGGCGAGGCAUCUCCUGGGGCUGGAGCACUAGAUAGGAAGAAGAUUCUUUGCUACCUGAUACAUCUCAGAUUCCAGAGCUCCAAAUCUGGGAAAAUCUACUUGCACAACGAUAUCCGGCUGCUAUUCUCCCGAAAGUCCAUUGAGGUGGACACAGGGAUCCCAUAUGAGCUGAAAUCUUUCACCGAGGUGCCAAGAAACCCUAAAUACUCCCCCCGUGUGUGACCCCAGCCUGACCUUUCAAAGCUUCCCAAUGCCAACGCAGCCCCCCCUUUCUGUGCUUUCUGAAGAGGAGGGAAGGAGGGAGGGAAACAAACAGACUGCAAGAAUGAUGGACACGAAACUUGAUAAGACUUGAUGAGACACACCACAAGCACACAAUACACAUACAGUGUUGGUCACUGAAAAAGUCCCCCUUUUUUAUGCAUUAACUCUCCAUAAGAGAUUAAAAUACAAAUUAAAAAUGUGUAUCUUAAACCCAGACAAACAUCAAAGGUUUUUCUGUCAUCUGUUAACUUAAAAAUAUCUAAAACAUAGUAAAUUUAGAAUUGAGGCUGUCCAGCGUGCACUCAAUCAAAAGCAGGACUUUUUCAAAGCCUUCAUCUGUACAAGGAAGAAAUACACAAAGUGUAAAGAAAUAAACAAAUGCCAACACACAUCAAAACAGACUGACAAAACUCAUGCACAUCACAUUCUGCAAGUGUCGGAGCAGGGACACUGUUGAUGGUGACUCUAAGUUCAGUGUUAACGUGCAUGCCUUGUGACUUAAAACACCUGAAUUUUCCUCUAGUGCCGUAUCACACUGUCCUUCACUCUGCCUGCAGCGUCAACUGCCACAUCGGACCAAAUAUUGCAGCUCUGCAAUUUUGGAUUUCGCUAAGAAAAACAAAAAACAAAUGUACAACACACCUCUGACUGAGGGAUGUGAGGCACUUGUACAACUCUCUAAUGUGUGAUGAUGAGCAGAGAUAAACACUAGUGAAAAUGCUCGUAACAAAGUCAGCCAACUUAACUUGGAUGCGUUAACGUGAAUAAAAGCCACACUGAUAAUUUGACCAAACUCAGGAUAUCUGAUGAAAAUUUGCUAAAUACGAUUUUACCUGUCAUGGUACAGACCACUGUGUACACGCCAUAAAAAACACGGUAAUCCAUUUUAUUCAUUUUAUGUAGCCAGAAUGAGGGACACUGUGCUGUUUUCUUUUUUUCUUUUAGAUUCUGUUCAGAGCAGUCUGACGUUGGAGCAGAAAUAUUGGGGGGGGGAAAAAAAAAAAGUUGAGCUGUAGUAUUUUUUAAUUUAUGUUUU
Melanotaenia boesemani (Boeseman's rainbowfish) is the source of this 4460-nucleotide messenger RNA. It is a transcript of the gene atosb, whose product is annotated as protein FAM214B. Lineage: Eukaryota; Metazoa; Chordata; Actinopteri; Atheriniformes; Melanotaeniidae. The record is from RefSeq and is a predicted model, not a curated record. The coding region runs from base 1451 to 3382 and encodes 643 amino acids. The transcript is spliced from 11 exons.